Molecule: messenger RNA, 1293 nt
Organism: Penaeus monodon (black tiger shrimp)
Lineage: Eukaryota; Metazoa; Arthropoda; Malacostraca; Decapoda; Penaeidae
Product: glutathione S-transferase 1-like
Exons: 4
Coding region: 81-746 (221 amino acids)
Biological process (GO): glutathione metabolic process
Molecular function (GO): glutathione transferase activity
Source: RefSeq, a predicted model, not a curated record
CUUCAAACUCAUCACGCUCGUCGAUGAGUUUAGUCUAAAUCUUGUCUUUGGUUCAUAUAGUAACCGCCCCCGCAGCCGCCAUGCCCCUCGACCUCUACUACUGCAUCACCUCGCCCUUCUGCCGCUCGGUCCUCCUCACGGCCCGGACCUUAGGCGUCGAGCUCAACCUCAAGGAAGUGGAUAUCUGGCAGGGAGAGCAGUUCAAGGCCGAGUACCUGGCGCUUAACCCGGAGCACACUGUUCCCACACUCGUCGACGGGGAUCUCGUUGUGUGGGAGAGCCGGGCCAUAUGUACUUACCUGGUGACCAAAUUCGCAAAGGAUGACAGCGCUCUCUACCCGCGGGAUGCUGUAACACGUGCCAGGAUAGACAGCCUUUUGUAUUUCGACAUUGCUACGUUUUUCCCACGGUUCAGGGCCUUCAUGCAUUCCCAGCUGGGCGGCAAACGCGACCCCACCUACGACGAGAAAAAGGAAAAAUUCCAGGAGUGUCUGCACUGGCUCGAAAAAUUCCUCUCGCGAGCCGAUUUCGCCGCCGCCACUGACCGCAUCACCGUGGCGGACUUGGUACUGGUUCCAUCAGUGACUUCGGUAAUCGAGACUGGCUUUAUUCCCGAAGAAUACACGAAGAUUCACGAAUGGGUGAAGAGGUGUCAGGAGGGAAUGGCCGGAUACGAAGAAACGAACGGCAGGGGAGCUCAGCUGGUCGGAAAACGCAUCAGGGGAAUGAUCAGCAGUCAGUCAUAGGGCAGUGGAAAGUAAGCACAGUAGCUGAGCUUUCAUAUGUACUGAGAGAGAAAAGAAAAUAUAGAUAGGGAGGCAAUACAGCUUAGAAUUUGUGUGUGCUUAGAUGGAAAAUCUUUAGAUAGGCAGGCAAUAUAGCUGAGUUGUACUUAGAUAAAAAAAUAUAUAUACUGUAGACAGGCAGGCAAUAUGGCUGAGCUGUACUUUUGAAAAAAAAGAAAAAAAAAAUAUAUAGAUAGAUAGAUAGAUAGAUAGAUAGAUAGAUAGGCAGGCAGUACGACUGAGCUUUUGUGUGUACUUAGAAGCAAAGAUCGGCAGGAAGUAUAGCUCAGCUUUCGUAUGUACUUAAAUAAAAAUAUGUACUGAUGGUAAAAUGUAUGGAUUACUUUUAUGUGUAUAUUUUUCAUAAUCUUUUCCUCGCAUUCUAAUUUUCUCCAUCACUGAGAAGUCAGUUGUCAAAACAUUCAGUAUUCUGUACUUCAUAAAUACAUUUGUUCAGUCUUGUACAUGAAAAUGAUUCAUGCACAUGCAAAUAAAAGAAACGAAAAUG